This is a messenger RNA of Diatraea saccharalis (sugarcane borer), 672 nucleotides long. NCBI's taxonomy places the organism in Eukaryota, Metazoa, Arthropoda, Insecta, Lepidoptera, Crambidae. The record is from the annotation of a GenBank genome assembly.
AUGAACUGUGGAAUCCCUGGAUUAGGCACAGCUAUGCAUCUGGACUAUUUGAACGAACCGGGAACUACGUAUCCUGCCGUUAUACCCACAGAAUUCUUGUUAACUAGACUGACCGUUAUCGACGUCAGAUCACUUACCAAGAUCAGCCCUUCGCUGACAUUAACUCUAGACGUGGCCCUCCAGUGGCUGGCACUCAAACAUGACCCAAAGGAACCCACGUUGUUGCUCUUCAAGUUUGGCUGGAAGGAUUAUAAUAGUCGCAAGAGGACGUGCGUUUGCAAAAUUCCAGGUCUGAGUUACGACCUAGCAGAAUGGAUUGCAGCGAAUCUCAGCCACGUGAUUGGAGUAGCGACAGACGCUCCUACUCUGGAGUCGGACCAGACAAGAGAAUUCACUACCAGAACUAUAACCAAUGUGCUCGGAAAGAGCGGCAUAUACAUGAUAGAAAAUGUCAAUGUGAAAACUAAAAUACCAGAUUCUGGCUGCAUGGCGAUAGCAAUGCCGCUGAUGCUUCUCCACAGCAACUACGUGCCUACCAGGCUGACAGCGUUCUGUCCCACGCACCAGACGGACAAACGCGUCACCAUAGCCCUCAAGAAAGCCGAUGUAAUCUCUAAAAAACGUAACCCCAGCAGAGUGUAUGAUGUCAACUUAGAAGAGAUCAUGGGUUAA